Botrytis fragariae is the source of this 1329-nucleotide messenger RNA. RefSeq names its product putative mfs multidrug transporter protein. Lineage: Eukaryota; Fungi; Ascomycota; Leotiomycetes; Helotiales; Sclerotiniaceae. Gene Ontology annotation, biological process: transmembrane transport. Gene Ontology annotation, molecular function: transmembrane transporter activity. Bases 1 to 1329 code for a protein of 442 amino acids. The record is from RefSeq and is a predicted model, not a curated record. The transcript has 6 exons.
AUGACUUCAGGGUUUCUUAUAAUUAUUGCGAAGCUGAGUGAUAUAUUUGGACGUAAGAACUUCAUAGUUCUUGUGCUAGGCAGCUUUAUUGCUUUUUCGAUUGGCUGCGGUUUCAGUAAUGAUAUGACAACACUCAUAGUUGUUCGUGCGUUUCAGGGGAUCGGUGGUGGGGGAAUGUACGCAAUGGCCUUCAUUGUUCUACCUGAAAUGGUUCCAAUAAGCAAACACGCACUGUAUACAGCAAUCUUGGCAUCAACAAUAGCGCUGGCAGGGCUAUCGGGGCCGCUGAUAGGGGGUACUGUGAACCGAAACCAUGAUAAUACUUUCGCAUGGCGAUGGAUAUUUUUAUUAAAAGAGUCCUCGAAAAAAUGGAGGGCUCUCACUGUUGAGAACUUCAAAAGCAUAGAUGUUAUUGGCUUGUUACUUCUCCUAGGGGCUUCUAUCUUGUUUGUCACCGCUUUAGAGAAGGGAGGUACACGAUAUUCUUGGUACAGCGUCAUUACACUGAGCCUGCUCAUUAUAUCUUUCGUUCUUUGGGUACUUUUCUGGACUUGGGAAUGGUAUCAAAGCAACCAUGAAACAAAGCAAGAACCAUUGGGACCUCAUUUGAGGGGAGCAGCCAUGACAACUGUGAUAAUUAACCUUCCGCAAAGAUUUCAUGUUGUGAAUGGAAACUCUCCUCUCGAAGCAGGCUAUCGAUUGUUGGCUCUGACCAUUAGCAUACCAUUUGGUUCAUUUAUAGGCGGAUUCCUUGUCCAAAAAUUAUGCAUCCCCUUUAUAUGGGUCUUGAUGGGGUUUGCACCGCUACAAAUCGCCGGUCUAGUCCUUCUUGGCUUCUCUUCAUCAAAUAAAGAUAUUUCACGCGCGAUCUACGGAUACCAGGUAGUGGCGGGACUUGGGCUCGGGGGGAGCCUGGGGGUUUCUAUUAUGAUGAUACCGUUCAUCGCAACCAAGCAAGAUAUGGCUACCCUCAAAAGAAAAGAUUUCGAAGACCAACGUGUUAUUCGGUUGGCAGCGGUAGGAAUGAGUGGCUCGGGACAGUUUCGAGCCCUUGGCGGAUCUAUAGGAAUCGCAAUCUGUACCAAUGUGCUCAAUAAUCACAUCACUUCGGCUCUUUCAUCGAUUCUCUCUCCAAUUCAACUUAACGAGCUUCUCCAGUCGACCGAAGUCCUCACGAAAUUCCCUCCCAGGCUUUUGGCCAUUACAAGAAAAGCUUACUCUGAUGCGUAUAACACUCAAAUGCUUCUUCUUGCUGCUUUUAGUGCUGCAACUUUGAUGACUACCGUACUAUUUUGGGAAAGGACACCGAGGAGAAUGACGAAAUCGUAA